AUGCCCCACGCUGUGUCGAUGCCCUCACCAGGGCUCCAGGCUUUGGUCCUUUGCGGUCCGGGAUCUUCCUUUCCGACCUUCACCUCCAACCCUGAUGAGAACCCAAAGGCCCUUUUGCCGAUUGCCAACCGACCUAUGGUCUGGUACCCUGUCGACUUCUGCUACCGUAUGGGCAUUACAAACAUCACUCUCAUCUGCCCCGCCUCUGCAGAGGAAGCUAUCACUACUGCCCUGAACACCAAUCCGUACUUGACAGCACUUCCUCUUCCCAGACCAGACAUUCUCGCUCCCAAAGACCUGGACCAGACCACAGGCACGGCUGAGAUCCUUCGUCUUCCCGAGGUCAGGGAACUCAUCACUUCCGACUUUGUCGUCCUUCCCUGCGAUCUCAUCUGCGAAAUUGCCGGCGAGAAGCUGCUGCAAGCAUGGAUGGUCAAGGGUGCUAGCAUGUCGGAUCUUCUCGACGCACCAAAAUUCUCAGCAAGCAACUCAAACUCGUUCAGCGGUGGGCUGGGUGUAUGGAGAGGAGACGGACUUCAUUGCUGUUACCCCCUCGGCCCCAUCCCCGUCUCGCCUCCCAAGGGGUCAUUGCUGCCGCAUCUGUCCAAUCUCGUCUACUCAAUGCCCACGGACUCCCUCAAGGACCUUACUGAAGAGAGAAAAGGCCUUCCCAUCCGUCACGGUCUCAUGAGACGCCACCCCCGGUUGAGGAUGCUCACAACACACCGAGACGCUCAUCUGUACAUCUUGCCAAGAUGGAUCAUGGACUUUGUUGAGAAGAACGAUCGAUUGGAGAACAUCGGCGAGGACGUUAUUGGUUGGUGGGCCAAGGCUGGCUGGCAAACUGGUCUCGCGGAGAAGCUCCAUCUGGACGAGGUCCUGCGCAAGGAUGACGAGAACGACGACGACGAUUCCCUGCAGGAGAGCACAACAUCACCUCAGGAUGAAGACCCCGAAGAACUUCGGCCCCACAGAGGCACCGAAGACAGCAGACAUGCUGACUCCCGGGACUCUGACGACGCGAAGACUUACGGAACGGAGAUGAAGGUGCCUCCGAUGCUGGCCUAUGUGCAUCCGUCGCAGCCCGACGCGCCAAUGGUCAGGCGUGUGGACACUGCUCAGCUUCUUUUGAACGUGUCAUUACAGCUUGCCAAGAUACCGUCAGUGGAGGAAACCGGCAGCGAUGCGGCGUCCCCUUUUGCACAUGCCAAAAAGGUGGCAUACCCGGAAGGCGUCAAGGGCCGUACAACCAUCUCAAAGGCCGACAGUCUUGUUGGUGAGAACGUCACGGUGGAAGAAAAGGUAGCUAUCAAGGAGUCUGUCGUUGGUGCCGGCUGUCAGCUCAAUGAGGGAGCCAAGCUGUCCCAGUGCUUGCUGAUGGAGGGAGCCGUGGUCGGCAAGAACUGCAAGCUCACAAGAUGCAUCCUCGGCAAGAGGUGUGUCAUCGGAGAUAACUCGAUCCUGACAAACGUCGAGGUGCAAGAGAACUUGCUUGUUGAAGCCAAGACUGAGGAGAAGGACACAAAGCUGAUGAGCUCCGAUGGUUUGGAGGCUACCGAAGAGGAGAUGCAGGGAGUACUGGAAGACAUGGAUAACGAGAUCAUGGCCCAGAACGAGGAGGCGGUAGAAUAA
Colletotrichum spaethianum is the source of this 1632-nucleotide messenger RNA. RefSeq names its product translation initiation factor IF-2. The transcript has 4 exons. The record is from RefSeq and is a predicted model, not a curated record. NCBI's taxonomy places the organism in Eukaryota, Fungi, Ascomycota, Sordariomycetes, Glomerellales, Glomerellaceae. Bases 1 to 1632 code for a protein of 543 amino acids. Gene Ontology annotation, cellular component: guanyl-nucleotide exchange factor complex; eukaryotic translation initiation factor 2B complex. Gene Ontology annotation, biological process: cytoplasmic translational initiation. Gene Ontology annotation, molecular function: translation initiation factor activity; guanyl-nucleotide exchange factor activity.